AUGGCACUCACAGGAGAUGAGAUCGAUGAACUUCUCUAUCUCGCACGGUCAGGCGAAUCUAAGGAAUUUGAAAGCCUUAGUAGCGCAUUAUGCGAAAGGGAGAAGUUGACUACCAGCGAACUGAUCGCAGCUGCAAAAGACGAUCAUAGUGGCAAUGGAAUUCUACAUAUGGCUGCGGCCAACGGACAUGUCGUUAUUGUGCGCUAUCUUUGUAAUGCUCUCGCAAGCCCUACGCCCCAAAUAGCUCAGACGAAUUCGAUCCUGAGCUCCCAGAACUAUGCGGGAAAUACAGCGCUACACUGGGCCGCACUCAACGGACAUCUUGAAUGUGUCAAGUUCCUUCUAGACCAUGGUGCAGACCCUACAAUCACCAAUCAUCGAGGUCAUGACGCAAUCUACGAAGCUGAAUUGAAUGGAAAGGCGGAAGUCGUAGACUGGGUAUUGAAGGAAGGGGGACAAGAGCUUGAUGAAAGUAUUGCUCAAAAUGAUACAUACAAAAAUACUGCAGUUGGGGUAGCAGAGAAAACAACAUCAAAAGUCGAAGAAACCGAAAAAGUCACUGAAAAAAUGGAAGAAUUGGAAAUUAAAUCUGAAUAG
Molecule: messenger RNA, 597 nt
Organism: Blumeria graminis f. sp. triticale
Lineage: Eukaryota; Fungi; Ascomycota; Leotiomycetes; Helotiales; Erysiphaceae
Source: the annotation of a GenBank genome assembly